Thrips palmi is the source of this 2278-nucleotide messenger RNA. RefSeq lists its product as uncharacterized. The record is from RefSeq and is a predicted model, not a curated record. Bases 1 to 1929 code for a protein of 642 amino acids. The transcript is spliced from 4 exons. NCBI's taxonomy places the organism in Eukaryota, Metazoa, Arthropoda, Insecta, Thysanoptera, Thripidae.
AUGGCGCCGCCGCCGUCCUGGACCGUCGCCGUCAUCCUGGUGGCGUGCUUCGGCCGCACCUCGGCGUCCGCGUCCGCCCCGCUGAGCCGCGACGUGGACGUCGUGGUGGCCGAGUCCCCCGUCACGCUGCGGACCACGACGGACGCCACGCUGACGUCGACGGCCGUGUCGUCUGACGAGCAGCAGCAGCGGCCCGGCCUGGCCGACGUGGUCAAGGCGCGGCUGGGCGACGCGCCGCCGCACGCCAAGCAGAGCAUGGUCCUGUACGCGGACAACGCCACGGUGCACACGGCACACGUGUUCGGGGGGCGAGGCGCCAAGGCCAUCCGCUUCACGUCCAAGAGGGGCAACGAGCUGGACCCCGCCCUGGAGGCCCUGCACUCGAUGGCCGGCCCCAGCAGCACCACCCCCGUCCCCGUCCCCACCUUCAGCGCGCAGCCCGCCGCCACCACGGCCCUGCAGCCCGCCGAGGCGCCCAGCCCGUGGAGCGCCUUCAAGGGCGUCGUCUCGGACUGCCUGUGGGGGUUCUCGGCCACCUGCCUGCAGCGGAAGCUGCUGGUCUUCGUCAACAGGCUGUCGCGGAUGGAGCGAGUCAACCUGCUCGGAAGCUACGUGUCGCUGGUGCGCGUGACGGACGACGCGCCACCCCCUCUCUCGGAGCACGUCCUGGAGGCCAGGGUGGCGGAUGACGAGGAGGACUCGGAGACGGCCCUGGAGGCCCUCAUGCAGCACAACGUGGACUCGUUCGUGGAGAGCCACGUCCUCCGCUUCCGGGUGCCGUCCUGGAUCGGCAGCACCCUCGGCAGCGUGGGCACUGGCAGGGACGUGGACGCCGUCGACGUGGAGCUGGAGGAGCUCGUGGAGACUCGGCAGAAAUUCGGCGGCGGCGGCGGCAAAGGGGGCGGCGGCAAGGGCGGCGGCGGCAAGGGUGGCGGUGGGAAGGGCGGGGGCAAGGGGGGCGGCAAGGGCGGUGGCAAGGGCGGAGGAAAGGGCGGCAAGGGUGGCAAGGGAGGCAAGGGCGGCGGCAAGAUGAUGAAGAAGAUGAUGAAGGGCAUGUCCAAGAUGGGCGGCGCCAUGAUGUUCGGCCUCCUCGGCAAGGCCGCCCUGCUCGCGCCCCUUCUCGGCUUGCUGUCCACGCUAGCGCUCAAGGCGUCCACCAUAGCGCUCAUCAUCGCCAAGAUCAUGUUGCUGAGGUCGGUCUUCAGCGGCGGUCUGGGAGGCCUUGGCGGCCUUGGUGGAGGCGGUGGCGGCAAGGGUGGCUUGAGCAGCCUGUUCAGCGGCUUCGGCGGCGGCGGUUCGCAGCAGCCCAGCAGCGGCUACGGCGCCCCCGCGGCAGGGCCGAGCAGCAGCUACGGUGCCCCCGCCCCCAGCCAGUACGGCGCCCCCGCGCCCAGCCAGCCCAGCAGUCAGUACGGCACGCCGCAGUUCAACUCGCCAGCGCCCACGUCCAGCUACCGGCCGCCCAGCACCGGGUACGGAGCCCCCGCCGCGGCCCCGCAGCAGUUCGCGCCCCCCAGCACCAGCUACGGCACCCCCGCCAGCAGCUACAGCCCGCCGGCCUCCAGCUACAGCCCGCCGGCCUCCAGCUACAGCUCGCCGGCCUCCAGCUACAACCCUCCCAGCUCCGACUACGGCGCGCCCACGGGGGGCAGCUACUUCCCCACCGGUGGCGCGGGCUCCAGUGCGGGCUCCAGCGCGGGCUCGUCGUCGUCGUCCUUCGGGGGCGGCGGCGGGGCGUCGUCGGGCAGCUCGGCGGGCAGCUCCAGCAGCAGCUUCGGCGCGUCGGCGCCCGCGGCCCCCGCGCAGAGCGGCUACGUGGGCGGGGGCAGCCACUGGGUGAACAAGAGGGCGUGGGACGCGCACGCCCUGGCCUACAGCGCCUACCUGCAGGAGCCCGAGAUGCACACCACCACGGAGCCGAUGCUGUAAAGGCCCGCGCCUACCCGUGCCCAGCUGUACCACUCCGGAAGGCGGUGCCCGUGCGGCUCUGUGAUUCCGAAAAUUUCGCCAAAGAAACUCCUUUCUGUCUUAAGUUUUGCCGAUUUGACUUUGCAGUGUAGAAUCUGUGCCGUUAGUCUGGCCACGUUUUCGGAAUCCUGGAACUGCCAGCCUUCGCGAGCAGCCGCAACGCCCAGACACGUUUGGUCGCGUGGUUGGCUCGCGAUGCCCCCGGCUAUUUUCGUGCUGUGAUGUUCCCGCUCUUUUAUGUUCGUAGUUAUUUAUUUGUAUAUUCUCGUAGAGCUCCUUCCACUGUCCCAAUAAAAGACACAAAUCCGCA